AUGGGCCAAUUUGCAAGUUCAGACAAUUCGCAUUCAAGGAAUACAUCACUUGAGCUGUUCACAAAACUGCAGAUCAUUACACUCUUCCGGUGGAGAGUAAUGAACUUACUCUCUAAGUCUGAGCAAGCAUUGGUGAGCCAGAAACUCAACGUGACUGUAGCCAACGAUGCUCAUACUGUGAUAACAUACUCGGACCUAGCAUAUUUACUUCAGUUGCAGAAUGACAAGAACAUCGAUGUUCUGUCUGUUCAUUCGGACUUUGCUACUGCUAUUAAGAUCUUGUAUGGAUCAUUUAAGGUAUUGGGCAAUCUACCUUUCCUACAAGACUGCUUAAAUCCUGAUCAUGAUGACCAACUCACGCUUAAUGGAUUGAUCAUCGCAUCACUUGUGCAUACUGGCCGGAUCAACAAGAUAUGGCAAGAUAUUGACUACUUGAAGUUGAUCUUCAUGUCACUUUCAUUAUCCACCAAUUCCAUUGGCCACACGCUCAAUGAGAAAUCUGAUAAUGGAGAGGUGGAGAAAAGUGCCAGAGAAACUACCCCGGACGAUCCGUAUGUAGCAGAAGUCUUAGAACUUCCAAAUGGAUACCAAGAUGAUACCAGCACGAACACAACGGCGAAACGGAUCCGGUGGAGUACUUUCAAGCCGCUCAAAGAAUAUGACGAGCUUGAGGUUGAGUCUAUGGAAGUCUCAGCGAGCGUUUUGGUACAAAUUUUUACGCUUUUGCUCAUUUGUAACUCGAUUCCCCAGAAAGCUCAUCUGGAAAUGCAGAAAGAGCUACAAACAAGUAUAAACAACAAAUGGGGCGAAUUCAAACAGUCUGCCAUACUCCUCGUUCGUUAUUUGAACGUAGAGAUAACUGCGUCUAACUUGAGCACUGUAAUGGUCACUUUUGACCAAUUCAAAUCAGGCAUAGAAACUGGAUUCCGUGAUUUCGUUCCCCUGGCUUUUGCAAAGUUGUUCAAACAUGGUAUUUUCUCACUAGUCGUAGCAGAGGCUUUACCCGAUGCUCUUCCCGAGGAAAAGAAUGACGACGACGAUGAAGAUCAUAAGAAAACCAAGAAAACCAUUAAGUUUGAAGAAACGAGGUUAGUUAAUACAGCCACCCUUGCCUACGUUUCUGUGUUCCUCAACACGGUUGGCGUUGGAUACACAGUGUCGCCAUCCAAUCUUGUUCUGCUCUACAAUGGCUCCAAUAGCGGAUUUUCCAUUCGCUCAUUGGAGCUGAAAAUCAUCAAGUGGCAGGCUCCUACGCUCUUUCUUGUUUCUGGCAAACGAUUACGGCAUAAAACAAUGACCACCAACAAGCGAUACCAGCUGUUUGACUCAGAAUAUCCUCGAUACUUCAGGUCCACGGAAGAUCCUCACCGGGAAUGGCAAUCUGACAACGACAAGAUCACUUAUUUGAUUUAUGUGCAUCAGCCAUGGAGAAACUCCAACAAGAAAAAUUUUGGAGACGAGAACACCGCAAUCAUGUGUGUUUCCCCUCGUUAUGACUUCUUCAAGUCAAAACCAGAUCCUAUCAACCAGGGCCGGCUGAUUUACUUUAACAACUUGGGGAUGGGACUUGGAUUUGGCAACGACCAACCUGUUAACAAGAACAACGUGCGCAAGUAUUUGCCUGGGUCUGUCUCGUUGACUUUGGAAGCCAAUCUAGAGUUUGGAGUGUUUAGACACAUAGCAAAUUCCAGCGCCAAUACACCCAGCUAUUUUAAUCGGUCAGAGCAACAGGUGGUGCAAAGCCAAGACUACGAAGAUCGGUUUAUGAUCACUGAUUUGGAAGUAUGGGGUGUUGGGUCGACCAAGGAGUUGGACGAACAAAGGAAACAAUGGGAAUGGGAGGAGAAACAAGCCAAAGCUCGUCAGAGCGUGAAUAUGCGGACCUUGGGUGAGGACAGAGCAUUCCUUGAGAUGGUGGGUCUCGUUGGGAACCAUGCAGGAGGUUCCAUGGGGUAA
This is a messenger RNA of Sungouiella intermedia, 1956 nucleotides long. NCBI's taxonomy places the organism in Eukaryota, Fungi, Ascomycota, Pichiomycetes, Serinales, Metschnikowiaceae. The record is from the annotation of a GenBank genome assembly.